This is a messenger RNA of Hyaloscypha bicolor E, 640 nucleotides long. RefSeq lists its product as uncharacterized. The coding region runs from base 96 to 473 and encodes 125 amino acids. The record is from RefSeq and is a predicted model, not a curated record. Lineage: Eukaryota; Fungi; Ascomycota; Leotiomycetes; Helotiales; Hyaloscyphaceae. The transcript has a single exon.
CAACAACAUCCAGAUCUACACAGAACUUGAGCAUCAAACUAUCCAGAAAUUCUUCUACUACUUCAUCCUCAAGCCAGUUCCACAAUACAAUCACAAUGAAGUUCACCAGCACUACCGUCGCCAUCCUCAGCGCCAUGAUGGCGAAGACUGCCUUCGCCGCCAACUUCAACUACGGUGUCGCGACUUAUGAUGACGGGCAUCAAGAUCAUGCCAUCUGGGUUAAUGGCGAGAGCGCUUGCAACUACGCAUACCUCGGUUCCAAUAGCGAAAACCCUUGCUCCUACAACGGCGGCUGGUUCUCGCUCGAUCAAGUCACUUACAGGCUCACCGGAUGCGGAGGUUCAAGCUUCUGCAUUCUGAACGCUGAUGGGAGCGGAAACUCUUGUGCUCAAUACGUACCUGAAAACCCAAUAGGUGGCUGCUCGAACAGCUUUGGAUCAUACAAUGUUCAGCAACAGUACUACUUUCCCUAAGUUCUGUUAUAAACGCCUUCAAUGAACUUGGCGAUAGUGGAAGAUAUGGCGGGAGGUGCGAUUGUUAGGGAGGUGCGAUUGUUAGGGAGGUGCGAUUGUUAGGGAGGUGCGAUUGUUAGGGAGGUGCGAUUGUUAGUGAUGGAUUUAACCUUCUACGCUUUUUUAAG